AAAAAAUAAAAAAAUAAAGGGAAAAUCUAUAUAUAAUGAGAAUAUCAUAAAAUUCUAAAAAGAAAUUACUGUUACAAAUAAUGAAGUUGAUUUAAUCAUACUAAAAGUAUACUUUAACGUUGCGUUGUUUAUGUAAUCUAAAAUACUCUGAAGAAUUUGUUAUUGUCUUUAUAUGGAUAAAGCCUCCAUUGAAGUAAUAAAUGGCGCUUAUUUUUGAAGUGUUAUAUUAAAGGAUAUAUAUGUAUAAACUAAAUAAUGAAUUCAGUCUUAACGCAUAUUCGGAUACUACGUGGAUUGUUUCUUAUAAUUGUAAUUGUGUGUAUCGGAACAUAUUCGGAUAUGGGUAAAAAUUCAUCGCCUCAGAAUCUAUUUAGUAAUGGUAGAUCUCAAUUUGCCACUAAAAAUAAUUCUCGCAUUAUUGCUCAAAAAGGUGGCUUAGCCGUUUUACCUUGUGUUGUCAAAUUAAAUUCACCAGCAACGGUCUCUUGGAUAAGAAGAAGAGAUUUUCAGCUGUUGACUGUUGGUCUUUCGACGCACAGCAGUGAUAAACGCUUUCUUGUAGAGCAUACUCGACACAUGGGACAUUGGUCUCUGCGAAUAAAAUCAGUCCGUGAAGAAGAUCGGGGCCUAUACGAGUGUCAGCUAUCUAUAUAUCCAACACAGUCAAUUUUUAUCGAACUUAAAGUAGUUGAAGCCAUUGCUGAAAUAACUGGCGCACCCGAUAUACAUAUUGACGAAGGUUCAACUCUACGACUGGAUUGUAAACUGAAACGAGCAACGGAAAGUCCAGCUUUUGUUUUCUGGUAUCACGACAGCAAAAUGGUGAAUUAUGAUGCUCAAGAUGGAUUUUUCGUGAAAUCAAACCUUUUAAAGGAGCCACCAAUUUUGGAUAGCAAUGUGGGGAAAACUGAUGAAGUAUUCAUUAGGGCACUUAAUAAAUCAAUAUCACAAUCUCAGUCUUCACGAAUGCCGCCACCAACGGGAUUUUUACUGCCAACAUCCAUAAGUACUUUGAUAAUCCAGAAGGUGCAUUUUCAUCAUGCGGGAAAUUAUACAUGCGCUCCCUCAAAUGCUAGAUCGGCUAGUAUUUCAGUCCACGUAUUACAAGAUGAGAAACCUGCCGCCAUGCAACACUUUAAUCGCACAAUUAUGGAGAAUGAUAGUGGAAUAAACAGUUUCAAUGCAUCCGGCAUAAAUACAACAAGUAACUCUUCAUUUUUAAGUAUCGAAAAUUGUUAUUAUCAAAUUAUAUUACUAUACGUAUUCCGAGUUUAUGUUAAAUCAAUUAGAAGAUCUUUGUAUUAUAUUCAAACGUACUUUAAAGUUUUAAAUAUUAAUAGAUGA
Messenger RNA from Glossina fuscipes, 1344 nucleotides. RefSeq lists its product as uncharacterized. Gene Ontology annotation, cellular component: neuron projection membrane. The transcript has 7 exons. Lineage: Eukaryota; Metazoa; Arthropoda; Insecta; Diptera; Glossinidae. The record is from RefSeq and is a predicted model, not a curated record. Gene Ontology annotation, biological process: synapse organization. The coding region runs from base 256 to 1344 and encodes 362 amino acids.